Molecule: messenger RNA, 8939 nt
Organism: Vombatus ursinus (common wombat)
Lineage: Eukaryota; Metazoa; Chordata; Mammalia; Diprotodontia; Vombatidae
Gene: RALGAPA1
Product: Ral GTPase activating protein catalytic alpha subunit 1
Exons: 40
Coding region: 157-7773 (2538 amino acids)
Biological process (GO): positive regulation of GTPase activity; regulation of small GTPase mediated signal transduction
Cellular component (GO): cytoplasm; nucleus
Molecular function (GO): GTPase activator activity
Source: RefSeq, a predicted model, not a curated record
CCGCGGACCUGGCCUCAACCCGGAGAGUUUGACUUUUCAGGGGCCCCCGAACCCACCGCCGUGAAUGAGCCACUGACGCCUCGUCUCCUCCCGCCCCACUCCCUCCACUUUCCGCUGCCAGGACAGGGCCGGGCGGGGGCCAGCGGUGGCGGCGGGAUGUUCUCCAAGAAGCCGCACGGGGACGUCAAGAAGUCCACUCAGAAGGUGCUGGACACCAAGAAGGACGCACUGACCCGGCUAAAGCACCUGCGCAUCGUGAUAGAGAAUGCUGAAUCUAUUGACCUUAAACAAUUUUUUGACCAACAUUUUUCACAUAUAUAUUAUGUGUUCUUUGAAAAUUUUGUGACCAUUGAAGUUAGUCUUAAACAGAAAGGUCACAAGUCUCAAAGGGAAGAAUUAGAUGGUAUACUCUUUAUUUUUGAAAAAAUUUUACAACUUCUUCCAGAAAGGAUUCAUCAGCGAUGGCAGUUUCACAGUAUUGGAUUGAUUUUAAAGAAACUCCUUCACACAGGAAACUCCUUAAAGAUCAGGCGUGAAGGUGUCCGUCUCUUCUUGCUAUGGUUACAAGCUCUUCAGAAUAACUGCAGUAAAGAACAGCUCUGGAUAUUUUCUUGCUUAGUUCCUGGAUUUGCCUCACCACUGUCUGAAUAUGGACCUCGGACUUUAGAUAAUCUCAUUAAUCCCCCACUUAACCUUCAAGAAACCCAAGUGACUAUAGAAGAAAUCACUCCUCUUGUCCCUCCACAAUCAGGAGAUAAAGGACAAGAAGACCUCACAAGUUAUUUUCUAGAAGCACUUUUGAAAUAUAUGGUUAUUCAGGUAAAGAGUUUGGAAUGGAAGAACAAAGAAAAUCAGGAAAAGGGAUUUUCAUUCUUGUUUUCACACUUUAAAAAAUACUACUUGCCUUAUAUUUUCCCAAACAUCUGCAAGGAGAACACCUUAUAUCACCCUGCACUUGAUAUCCCACAGAUGAGACCAAAGCCACAUUAUAUAAUGAUAAAGAAGGAUGUUGAAACCAAUGAAACAAUUUAUUGCACAAAGGAGCCUUUCCUCAAGGCUCGUGUUAUUGUCAUUCGUUGGCUGGUUUCUUUCUGGCUUGAGCCAAAACCUCAUACAGGACCUCAUAUUCCUGGAAUAGAAGGUGAAAUCUUGCCAAAGAAUAUUCAGAGGGCAGCUGCUGGUUUGGCUUCUAGAGAAGAAAACAAAAAUGACAGUUCUGAUAGAGCAGAAAGAACUACAGAGCCAGAACAGUCCCAUUCUAAUACAAGUACCCUUACAGAGAGAGAACCAAGUUCAUCUAGUCUCUGUAGUAUUGAUGAAGAGCAUCUCACAGACAUUGAAAUAGUACGAAAAGUCUUUUCUUCUAAAAGAAGCCAUGUUAAUUUUGUCACAGAGAUCUUUCGACAGGCAUUUUUAUUACCAAUUUGUGAAGCAGCUGCUAUGAGGAAAGUGGUGAAAGUGUAUCAGGAAUGGAUUCAGCAGGAGGAGAAACCUUUGUUCAUGAAAGAGCCUGAAGAAAUUGAGAUUACUUCCAUAAAUUUACCUUGCAUUGAGAGUGAUGUAGAAGCUGACGUUUUAUCAGAAGAAGGAAAAGAAAAAGAGGAGGAAAAAGUGACCAAAUCAUCUAGUCAUGUCCGAAAUUCCAAUUGGACAAAAAAUGGCUCCUAUCAAAAUGCUCUCCAUAAAGGUUCUGACAUGGAGGAUGCAGACCAAAAUAUACGAGCUGGUGCCCAGUUAGUAUUUCAGGUUUUUAUAGUCAACUCAUCAAAUAUAUUUCUUCUUGAACCUGCAAAUGAAAUUAAAAGUCUUUUGGAUGAGCACACAGAUAUGUGUAAACGUAUUCUUAAUAUUUAUCGAUUCAUGGUUGUACAAAUAUCAAUGGAUAAGAAGACUUGGGAACAGAUGCUGCUUGUAUUGCUCAGAGUUACAGAAUCUGUUCUGAAGAUGCCAUCACAAAUUUUUCUGCAAUACCAAGGAAGAAAAAAUACGACACUAGCGGGUCGACUUGCAGGACCUCUUUUUCAGACUCUUAUAGUAGCCUGGAUCAAAGCAAAUCUAAAUGUGUAUAUCUCCCGGGAGCUUUGGGAUGACUUGCUCUCUGUGCUGUCAUCACUCACAUAUUGGGAAGAGUUGGCUACCGAGUGGUCAUUGACUAUGGAGACACUAACUAAAGUAUUAGCUAGAAAUUUAUAUAGCUUGGACCUAAAUGAUUUACCACUGGAUAAGCUAAGUGAACAGAAACAGAAAAAGCACAAAGGCAAAGGAGUCGGACAUGAAUUCCAAAAGACAUCUGUUGACAAGUCAUUUUCCAAAGGAUGGAGCCGUGAUCAACCUGGUCAAGCCCCAAUGAGACAGCGAAGUGCAACCACUACUGGAUCUCCAGGAACUGAAAAGGCAAGAAGUAUAGUUCGACAGAAAACAGUUGACAUUGAUGAUGCCCAAAUACUUCCCCGAACAACUAGAGUCAGACAUUUUUCACAAAGUGAGGACACUGGAAAUGAAGUUUUUGGUCCUUUGAAUGAGGAACAGCCAUUGCCACGAAGUAGCAGCACCUCUGACAUCUUGGAUCCAUUCACUGUUGAACGAGCCAAAGGUGCAGUUCCUGUCAUUGACAGUUCAUCCCGUCAUGUGCCAAGCUUGCAGAGUUCCACAGAGGCCUCUUCAGUAUCUAGAUCCACUGAAAGCUGCAUCAUUGAUUCUAAUAGUAGAGAGUCUUCUCUGGAAGUUGGUGAUAGCAUUUAUGACCAUCUUUGUCAUUUAAUAGGUCCAGUAGAACUUGUAGAUACAGCUUUUGAACAGAUCAAGUAUAGUGACCUUGAAGAAGAUGAUGAUCUUCUUUCUUCUCUGAAAGAAUAUCUUAAGGAAAAACAAGAAAAUCAUAGUAAUUAUAAUAUAGGUAGACUUGCAACUUCUCAGGAAGUUAUUGCAUCAGUAAAUAGGAAUGAGAGAUUGACUAGAUUAGAUUGUGUAGAUCAGACAGUUAAACCAGAAGAUAACACCCCUGUUCUAGAAAUGGCGGAGAAUAUAGAGUUUCAACUAGAACGAAAUCCAGGUGAUUUCAUAAGUAACAUUACACGCAAUCAAUCAUACAAUUUCACAAGAUCUCAGGCUUUUGGUAAAUCCAAGCACGUAUACACUGAACCUGAAUCAAGUUGUCCAUAUGAUAAAGAAGGAAAAAGAUACCUUCACAGACAAACAGCUACUGAAGGAGAUAUAGGUAUGGACAUAACAUUAGCUGAAAAGCUUAAAGGUAUCCACAUUAAUGAAAAAAUUACUGUUCCAUGUGUUAUGGAUGUCAAGAAAGUUCCACUAAAAUCUCCGGUUAAUUAUGAAAUACCUCAUAUUAUGGAUCCCUGCAAACUUUCUCCAACCAAAAGGAGCCUUUCUGAAACAGUGAGUUAUAGGGCCAAAAUCAUGAAAAAUACCACUAAGAAAAGAAAUAGUGUCCACGUUACCUUUAGGCCAGCUACUGAAUCAGUUCAGUUUUACAACCCUCUAGAAAAUAAAGAGGCUCCAUGGAAGGCAAGACUACGCAAGUUCAGUGGCUUCAGUAGUAGCAGCAGUACCAGUAGCAGUGGCACCAGUACUAACAUUAGCUCAAAUACUGCCACAGAACUAGUCAAGCCUGGUGUAUAUAGACCUUUGGAUGUAAUGAGUACAGCAUCAACAAAUAGUAAACCAGUUAAGGAUUCUGCAGAGAUACAUGCAACCAUAUUACAGAAAGAAGGUUUUACAGUUAAUCAUUCAAGUAGUCGUAGUGCUCUUAGGUCUUCAAGUCAUGAGUUAGGUCUACAACAGGGAUCCCUGGGUGGCGUUUAUAAAACUGUUGUACAUGCUCUUUCGAAGCCGAAGGCAAAUGUUUCCCCACAGAGGCAGAACAGAGUGCCACCAGAGGCUCCACUGAGGGAUCUGUACAGUCAUGUAAUGGGCUAUUUUGGAAGGAAAGCUGCAGCCAGUAAAGAGGACAUGAGUCAAAAGCUGCACCUUCUUAACAGUGACAUUGGCAGCAGCAGUACUAACAUUCCUGACCUGAUGGAUGAGUUUAUAGCUGAAAGACUCCGAAGUGGUAAUACAUUGAAUAUGACAAGAAGAGGGAGCAGUCCAGGCAGCCUUGAAGUCCCAAAAGACCUCCCUGAUAUACUGAACAAGCAGAAUCAGAUGCGUCCUAUAGAUGAUCCAGGUGUGCCCUCAGAAUGGACCUCUCCUGCCAGUGCAGGCAGCAGUGACCUUAUCAGCUCAGAUAGCCAUUCAGAUUCUUUCAGCGCUUUCCAGUAUGAUGGCCGGAAAUUUGACAAUUUUGGCUUUGGAGUUGAUGCUGGGACACUAUCUUCUACUGAAGUUGAUGCAAGUUUAGGACAUCAGCAGAGUACAGAAGAACUUGAUGCGGCAAGUUUAACUACAUUGCACAUAGAUUCUGAAACAAGCAGUCUUAACCAACAGCUAUUUUCUGCUGAAGUUGCAACUAUUACUGGUUCAGAAAGUGUUUCCCCAAUCCAUUCUGUUCUGGGAUCCAGAUCACAGACACCAUCUCCUGCUAAUCUGAGUGCAGAUCACAUUGAACAGAAAGACCUGCAAUUGGAUGAGAAGCUCCAGCACUCUGUUUUGCAAACCCCAGAUGAUCUAGAAACAAGUGAGUUCCCGUCUGAAUGUUGCAGUGUGAUGGCAGGAGGUACUCUCACAGGAUGGCAUGCAGAUGUUGCUACUGUGAUGUGGAGAAGAAUGCUAGGCAUUUUGGGAGAUGUUAACACUAUUAUGGAUCCUGAAAUACAUGCUCAAGUGUUUGAUUACUUGUGUGAGCUUUGGCAGAAUUUAGCCAAGAUUAGAGAUAAUCUUGGCAUUUCAUCUGAUAAUAUGACCUCACCCCCUCCACCAGUUUUAAUACCUCCUCUGAGAAUCCUUACUCCUUGGCUUUUCAAGGCAACUAUAUUGACUGAUAAAUACAAGCAAGGCAAAUUACAUGCCUAUAAACUUAUUUGCAACACAAUGAAAAGAAGACAAGAUGUAUCACCAAAUAGAGACUUUUUAACACACUUCUAUACUAUAAUGCAUUGCGGACUACUCCAUGUUGAUCAGGAUAUCGUUAAUACAAUCAUCAAGCACUGCUCCCCUCAGUUUUUUUCACUUGGUUUGCCUGGUGCCACAAUGCUUAUUAUGGAUUUUAUUGUAGCAGCUGGUAGAGUAGCUUCUUCAGCAUUUCUUAAUGCACCAAGAGUAGAAGCACAAGUUCUGCUGGGGUCCCUUGUCUGCUUUCCCAAUUUGUAUUGUGUACUACCAGCUCUUCAUCCAAACAUGCCUGAUAUUGCUGUGUCUCAGUUCACAGAUGUUAAGGAGCUCAUAAUCAAAACUGUGUUAAGUUCAGCAAGAGAUGAACCCUCUGGUCCUGCAAGAUGUGUUGCUCUCUGUAGUUUAGGAAUUUGGAUCUGUGAAGAAUUAGUUCAUGAAUCUCAUCAUCCUCAAAUUAAGGAAGCUCUGAAUGUAAUUUGUGUUUCCUUAAAGUUUCCUAAUAAAACUGUAGCCCAUGUGGCUUGCAACAUGCUUCAUAUGCUGAUUCAAUAUGUACAUAGGCUUCAGAUUUAUCAGCCUGAUUCACCCUUGAAAAUUAUUCAAAUACUGAUAGCCACUGUUACUCAUCUUUUACCCAGUACAGAAGCCUCGUCUUAUGAAAUUGACAAAAGGUUGGUGGUAUCAUUACUUCUGUGUUUAUUGGACUGGAUCAUGGCUUUGCCUUUAAAGACACUACUCCAGCCAGUUCAUGCAACAGGAGCUGAAAAUGAUAAAACAGAAAAGUCUGUCCUCAAUUGUAUUUAUAAGGUUCUUCAUGGGUGUGUUUAUGGAGCUCAAUGUUUCAGCAAUCCUAAGUACUUUCCCCUAAGCCUCUCUGAUUUGGCUUCGAUUGAUUAUGAUCCUUUCAUGCAUUUGGAAAGUCUGAAAGAGCCUGAACCUCUUCAUUCCCCUGAUUCGGAACGAUCUUCAAAACUCCAGCCAGUCACAGAAGUAAAAACUCAGAUUCAACAAGGAUUAAUCUCAGUUGCAGCUCGUACUGUUAUAACACACCUGGUAAACCACUUAGGUCAUUAUCCAAUGAAUGGUGGUCCUGCUAUGCUAACAAGUCAGGUUUGUGAAAAUCAUGACAAUCAUUACAGUGAAAGUUCUGAACUUUCUCCUGAGCUUUUUGAGAGUCCAAAUCUCCAGUUUUUUGUAUUGAACAACACAACAUUGGUAUCCUGUAUCCAGAUAAGAUCAGAAGAGAAUAUGCCUGGAGGAGGAUUAUGUGCUGGGCUCACUUCAGCUAAUUCAAAUGUCAGAAUUAUAGUUCGUGAUUUGUCAGGUAAAUAUUCAUGGGACUCUGCCAUCCUUUAUGGACCACCUUCUGUAAGAUAUCCCUCAGAACCAGUUUCAUUCAUGCUUUCAUUGUCUCACCAAGAGAAGCCAGAAGAUACUCCAACUUCUAGUGACUAUCCAGAGGAUAUAACUGUUAGAGAUGGACUUGCACUCCAGAUUAAGAGGAGAUUCAGAGAAACAGUGCCAACCUGGGAUACAAUAAGAGAUGAAGAGGAUGUUCUUGAUGAGCUCCUCCAAUAUUUAGGUGUUACUAGUCCUGAAUGCUUACAAAGGACUGGUGUCUCACUCAACAUUCCUGCUCCACAACCUGUAUGCAUCUCUGAAAAACAAGAAAAUGAUGUUAUCAAUGCCAUCCUUAAGCAGUACACGGAGGAGAGGGAAUUUGUUGAAAAGUACUUCAGUGACUUAAAUAUGAAAGCUGUGGAACAAGAUGAGCCAACACCUCAGAAGUCUCAGUCAGCAUUUUAUUAUUGCAGAUUGCUCCUCAGUAUAUUGGGAAUGAAUUCCUGGGACAAAAGGAGGAGCUUUCAUCUCCUGAAGAAAAAUGAAAAACUCCUUAGAGAACUCAGAAACUUGGACUCAAGACAGUGCCGAGAGACGCACAAGAUUGCUGUAUUUUAUGUGGCCGAGGGACAAGAAGAUAAACACUCCAUUCUCACUAAUACUGGAGGAAGUCAGGCAUAUGAGGAUUUUGUAGCUGGUCUUGGUUGGGAGGUAAAUCUAACAAAUCACUGUGGUUUUAUGGGAGGACUGCAAAAAAACAAAAGCACUGGAUUGACCACUCCAUACUUUGCUACUUCUACAGUAGAAGUAAUGUUUCAUGUCUCAACACGAAUGCCUUCUGAUUCUGAUGACUCUUUAACCAAAAAAUUGCGACACUUAGGAAAUGAUGAAGUGCACAUUGUUUGGUCAGAGCAUACUAGAGACUAUAGAAGAGGAAUUAUCCCUACAGAAUUUGGUGAUGUCCUUAUUGUAAUAUAUCCAAUGAAAAACCACAUGUUCAGUAUCCAGAUAAUGAAAAAACCUGAGGUUCCAUUCUUCGGUCCACUUUUUGAUGGUGCUAUUGUAAAUGGAAAAAUCCUUCCCAUUAUGGUUCGAGCUACAGCUAUAAAUGCAAGCCGUGCAUUGAAAUCACUGAUCCCAUUGUACCAAAAUUUCUAUGAAGAGAGAGCACGGUACCUUCAAUCAAUUGUCCAGCACCACCUCGAGCCAACCACAUUUGAGGAUUUUGCUGCACAAGUUUUCUCUCCAGCUCCCUAUCAUCACUCAACAUCUGAUACAGGCUCCUGCCAGGAGACUCUACCCAGUGAAACUUCAACAGCAUCGCAGAUGGAUGGGACCGACUUAGCUUCUCCAAUGUCUCCACGAACCAGCAAGAGCAGAAUGUCUAUGAAGCUUCGCCGCUCCUCUGGCUCUGCCAAUAAAUCCUAAGGAGACAAGCAGUUCUGCAGCUUUUUUGAACAACAAACAUUAGUCUUGAGCAGUUGAAUUAGCAUUGAUAAUAUUUUCCCCCAGAAUUUAGCUAGAUAUAUGUCUACCAUCACACACAUGCUCCUUCAUGUAUACUUAUUUUAGAAAACACCAAUAUUUUAUUUGUAACUCAAUAUUUUAGCUUCGAAAUUACUGUGGAAUUUUUAGUUACACCCUAAGCUUCCUCUUUUUUGGUGCAGUUUAUAUACUGUACCCUUUAAUUUUCUUGAUAAUUAUGUCUAAAUUGUCACUUUUAACUUCAUGGUUAACAAUGAACCAAAAUAUAAUUGGAGAAAAUUCUUUAUUGUACCCCCAUUGUAACUUUGUUAGCAAGCUAAAUAUGUACAAUUUUUUUAAAUGUACAAUUUUAAAUUUAAGCAUUUGUAAAGUCCAAACAAAAGACACAAAUUUGUUCAUGCACAGGAUGUGUGUAGAUUAUUUAUGUUAUGAAAAUAAAGUAAUCAAAAUAAAUGGUCUUUUAGUAUUUCACUUUCCACAUGAAAAUUUUUUUAUUAGGUUUUCUUUCCCAAAACAGUGUCUCAUUUCCUAGCCAUGUGGGUAAUACCAUGACAAAUCAAAAAAUGAGAAUAAUCACUGUGCUGCACUCUGACUUAUGCUUGCCUUCCAAUUAUUUUUUAUAACAUUUCCCUUUUAAAAUGGUAUCACUGUUCAAUGCCAUUCUGUUUUGAAAUUGUGGCCCUGAUAAUCUGGCCACAGGAUCUUGGUGGAUCAAUAAUUUUUUUCUUAUAUAUGGAAAAAGAAGUAUUUUUCCAAUGUAACUUCCUUGCUCAAAAUUAUGUGUACUAUUAAAGAAGAUAAAGGAAUAUUAUCCAGGAGUCAUACUUUAAUCUAUUGUUAAUAUUGAGCUUAGAGGUGUGGAUCAGUACACGAUCCGUUCCUCCAGAAGUAUUUUCCUACAACAGAUGAGCUGCUCGUAUUUUGUGUUGAGUAGCAUCUCCUAAGGAAAUGUAGCAUGGCAUUGGUUCUAACUGCAUGUGUAAAUACAUCAUACAGGCAACCACAGAAAUAUAAAUUAUGUAUGGUCAUUCAUGUAGUAUCUACAGAUUUGUAAUUGUUGAAAAGAUGACAUAAUAUUUAAUAAUACAAUAAAAAAUUAUUCUUACCAA